This is a messenger RNA of Cimex lectularius (bed bug), 1453 nucleotides long. It is a transcript of the gene Mpi, whose product is annotated as mannose-6-phosphate isomerase. Bases 122 to 1294 code for a protein of 390 amino acids. Gene Ontology annotation, biological process: carbohydrate metabolic process; GDP-mannose biosynthetic process. Gene Ontology annotation, cellular component: cytosol. The record is from RefSeq and is a predicted model, not a curated record. The transcript has 6 exons. Lineage: Eukaryota; Metazoa; Arthropoda; Insecta; Hemiptera; Cimicidae. Gene Ontology annotation, molecular function: mannose-6-phosphate isomerase activity; zinc ion binding.
UUAACAAUGAUAACCUCCUCAGAGUAUAAACGUCAAAAGUGACAUUUGUCAAUACAUUUAUCAGUAUAUCUGGAAAGUAGAAAUGAAAGAUAGUUAGCAAGAUUACACAAGGCUGCAUACAAUGGAGUUGGCUUGUGUGGCGCAAUUGUAUGACUGGGGCAAACUGGGAAGUUCCAGCCUUGUCUCACGUUUGCUCUCCUCUAAUAAGAACUUUAAAUUGGAUGAAAACAUCCCUUACGCUGAAUUAUGGAUAGGUACACAUGCCAAGGGGGAAUCAUGCAUGCUCUCAACUGGGGAGACACUACAUAGCUAUCUGAAGAGGAACCCAAGAGCCCUCGGUAGCGUUUUGGACGAUGACCUUCCGUUUCUUCUCAAAGUCCUAUCCAUACGCAAAGCUUUGUCUAUUCAAGCUCAUCCUGAUAAGGAGUUGGCUGCUGUACUUCAUGAACAGAACCCAUUGAUUUACAGGGAUGCAAACCACAAGCCAGAAUUAGCAAUUGCAGUGGACGACUUUGAAGUACUCUGUGGAUUCAGACCUUUGGAGGAGAUAAAAAAUUUUUUAAAGCUCAUUCAUGAACUGCAAGAUAUCAUCCCAAUCAAUGUGUACCAGGGCUUUAUAAGAAACGCAAAUCCAUCAUCGCUCCAAGCGGUGUUUACAUCAUUAAUGACUGCUUCGGAAUAUAGUGUCCGAGGGUCACUUACAAAUCUUAUGAACCGUCUCAAAACAUCAGUCGAUGAAAUUAGAGAUGCACAGUUGUACCCUAUACUUGAAAUGCUUCAGGAACAACACCCAAUGGAUGUAGGGAUUUUCUCAAUUUACUUUAUGAACUACAUUAAACUGAAACCCGGAGAAGCAGUUUUCAUUGAUGCCAAUGUACCACAUGCAUACCUCAAAGGAAACUGUGUUGAAAUAAUGGCCUGCUCGGACAAUGUUGUGAGAGCUGGACUCACUACAAAAUACCGUGAUGUUGAUACCCUAUGUAUGAUGCUAAAUUACAAAUCAUCAACUGCCAGCGAAAUGAUGUUCAAGGGAAAGAGGAUAGAUGAAUACUGCACUGUUUACAAACCACCUGUAAAGGAAUUUUCAAUCACCAGAAUUUUUGCCCCCCCUAGCAAAGAACAUGUGGUCAAGUCGAAUCAAAGUUGCUCCAUUAUUGUCAUCGUACAAGGUACAGGAAACUGUCCUCAACUUGAUAUCCAUCCUGGCACCGUGGCAUUUCUUCCAGCUCGAACUGAAUUGACCAUUUUGACCACGACCCAUAUGCUGCUUUUCCAAGCUUUUUGUCUGAUUUAAAAACAUCAAAACAAUUAUAAUCUUUAACAAGUGCCAUUUUAAUAUGGUUAAUUGAUUAGCUGCUAUUACUAUUGGGCAGAUCCAAAAAUAAACCUUGUGUUGAUACCUUUCUAUAUGAUUUAAUGAGGAAUAAAGUUUAUUUUUGUAUUGUGUAAUUGA